Messenger RNA from Marchantia polymorpha subsp. ruderalis, 984 nucleotides. The record is from the annotation of a GenBank genome assembly. NCBI's taxonomy places the organism in Eukaryota, Viridiplantae, Streptophyta, Marchantiopsida, Marchantiales, Marchantiaceae.
AUGAACGAAACCGGGCUCUUUUACGAAUACGCACCGGAUCGGACAAUCGCUCAGUAUCAGCUUGAAGGUCUUAAAAUGAGCAAGAAAAGGUUCACAAUAGCGUUUACAGCCAACGCAGACGGAUCACACAAACUGGAGCACUUUUUCAUUGGCCACGCCAAGCAGCCGAGAUGCUUUAAGAAGAAGACGGCUUCACAACUGGGGUUCUUGUACCGGAAUAACAAAAAGGCAUGGAUGACUGGAAUGCUAUUCCAAAAAUGGCUGAAGAAUUUUGACGCCAAGAUGAAAGAAGCCAACAGGUCAAUUCUGCUCCUCUUGGACAACGCGUCAGGUCACAUUUCUGUGGAACUUGAGAACAUCGUGGUCUUACUUUUGCCGCCAAAUACCACUUCAAAGCUGCAACCUAUGGACGCUGGAAUAAUUGCUGCAUUCAAGCGGCGAUAUCGAAGACUUUACAUCCGACGAGCAAUUGACAUUGAAGAAGCCGGCGUCACUGAUCUUUACAAAUUGAACCAAUUGACAACUAUGGAUUGGGCAAAAGCAGCUUGGAAUGAAAUCACUCCUGUUACCAUCCACAAUUGCUUUCGGCAUGCUAAGGUAAGUAGACCUCUGCACACGAUAUCUCACUUAGAUCAUGUUAUGAAUGCACUCCAAGUCGCUCCAGAGGCUCAUGAGAAUGAGGAUGUCACUGAUGUGGAAGCAGAUGUUAUUGAGCAUGAGAUCGCUGCCGGCAUACAAGCUAUGUGCGUUGCCGCACCAAUGCCUGUGAGGGACUUCAUUAAACCUGCCGGCGAAGAAGAGAGCUCCCUUGAAGACCUCACAGAUGAAGAGCUGGUGCAAAUGUUGAGCAACGAAUCAACAGAAGAAGAAGAUCCAGAAGAAGAUCAAGUCACGGACCCGCCUCUGAAAACCACUAAAGAAAAGUUAUCUUACUUGACGGAAGUAAUGAAACUCCUCAGUCUCAGCAAUCCUUCCCAUGCCUAA